Molecule: messenger RNA, 2046 nt
Organism: Amoebophrya sp. A25
Lineage: Eukaryota; Dinophyceae; Syndiniales; Amoebophryaceae
Source: the annotation of a GenBank genome assembly
GUCAUCAUCAACAAGAACAAAGUACCCGGUACAUUAAAUGAAAAUCGAAAUUUCAAGAAAAAUUACAAAAAACGGGAAGACGCGCAUUAUAACUCGUGGUCAUAAGAAGAUGCUAGAUACUUUUGUUGAAGAAACAGUAGAUCGAGGGUAUUAUUCAGAACGCAAAGCGAGAUUGGUAAUAUUUUGUAGCUUGAUCUGCAACGAUAAGUAAUGCUUGUAUGAUGAACAUAAAGUGUGUGUACGAAUCAUGUGAUACUAUUCGUUGAUGAAAAAGUAUGAAAGUUUUUUCCGAAGCUGCUGGUCGUGUGUCGCGAUUCUACACCCGAUAUCCACGCUUCGCGCCCCUCCUCGCUGGUAUCCAUCUCUACGGGGCUACUGAUAUCGUGGCGAACCGCAUUGAUUAUGGCGAAUAGAAGCCUGACGCUCAAGGCUACAACAGGGACUGGUACUCGAGAUUCGCUUGCAAACGGCGGCCUAGAAGUUUUUGGAAGUGGAGUCGUCGAGUUUAUUAGUAUGAAGUGGCCUGCGCUAAGGCUAACAUUCGAUGAAGAGACUCAUGAUCCAUUGGGUAAGUAUUUCACAGAUUCUAAUUUGUGCAUUAUUUGUCGGAGCCGAAGCGCCUAAACCCGUGUCGGACCUUGGGGGUCAUGUCUGCCGCUCCUAUCUGCAAUGGAGCACUCAUUUUUAUGGACUAAGAAAGGACUAAUCGCUGUCGCUCUAGUUUUUUUUUCGCAGCGUGUCUGAGUCUGAUGCUCCGCCGAGUGAGAAGUAGAGAUUGUACCUCGAGGGAUUAAUAUGAGAUCGUACCUUCUUCACACCCCGUUUCCCCUGUUCGUCGUUUGUUCUCGUUCCUUUCUUCAUGUUUCACGCCUACCGAGCAGCCGACGCUCUUUUCGGGAGUAGCGUGAAGAGAUUUUGGCACGACGUUGUCCCGAAAGUGCUGUUUAUGCAGCUUGUCUGGACGCCAACGAGCAUAGCCUUGUAUGUCUUCUGGUCCACGACAUUUCAUCUGUUUUACGAAAUCAUCUGGGACAGACUUUACGCUAUGCGCAUGGGCAUGCCUUCACACGGAGAACAAGUCUCGAACUCAGGUAUGGUGGUCACAAGUAUUAUUUCAUUAUCAGGGAAUCAAGAAAGUCAACACGUGAUGAACAUAGACGCUUUGUCGUCUACUUGUCGGGCAGUAGCGGAACAAGAAAAGUCGCAAAAUCAGCAAGGACAUGAACAAGAAAAAACAGUGGACGUUUCAGACGCACGUAACCGCGGAUCUAGGAUUCCGGUGUGCCUUGCACGGGUAGGUGAAUCGCUGACGAACAUGGAGGUCACCGAUUUUGAAGUUGUAAAGCUAGAUUGUACAAUCGAUAAUGGAAUAGAGACGGACAAAGGAAAGCAGCACCAGCAGAAGCAGGACCUUGCCAAGAAUGCUAAUACCUCUUGUUCGGGAGCAACCUGGAUGACUCUCCGUGAACUGGAGCGAUUGAAAUCCGAAGUGGCACGUCUUCAUCGGACAAGUCUUCAGCGGAGAGCGAAUCUUGUGUCGGAGGACCAGGAGGAGAAACCUACGGGAUUAUCAAAAUUUACAACUACGAGCAGUAAUACGGCCAAGGACCACACUGCUGCAACAACUGUUACGGUAGAACAAGAACAUUCCCCGACUUCUAGUCGUCCCACGCAUGAUAAGCUGUCGUCCAUGUACAGUGUCGUGCCUCGUCUGGCCAUGCAAAGACUGGAGGAUACUUUUGCGGAGAUUUUUUUGACAUCAUGGUUUGUGUGGCCAGUCAGCGAUUGCUUGAAUUUCCGCGUGAUUCAGCGACAUUUCUCACCACAUUUUAGGGCCACGUGGGAUGCUAUCGUAGGCCUCUUUUGGAACACAUAUCAAAGCUAUGCUACAUUCAAAACUUCCUCCACCUCCUAUUAUAAUGAUGAAACUAGUACUGGCAGAUUUUUAAGAAUUUUACCUUCAGGAACUGGUCUUGAUGAUAAUUCCACAUCUUGUCUUGAGAGCAGGAAAAGAAGGUAAGUAAAAGAAUCAAUGCUAUGUUCGGC